AUGGCCUUGCGGGGAACAGUUGUCCCCGGAGCUGGGCUGGGCUGGGCUGGGGCUCGGGGCCGGGCUGGGGCUCGGGGCCGGGCUGGGGCUCGGGGCCGGGCUGGGGCUCGGGGCCGGGCUGGGGCUCGGGGCCGGGAUGCGGAGGACCGCGGCGUCCCGCCCGGCCUGGGAGGCUGGCGAGGAGGAGUGACGCCCAUCCCCACCUGGCAUCGGGGCGGCGGCGGCGGCGGCGGCUCAGAUGAUGAAAAGGAGCUGGAGGCUGUAGAAAGCCAAGGAAGUCCCACCUGUUCUCUUUAUGGGUCCUCUCAGCAAGACCUCCGGCGUGUCAUGGCUGAAGAUGGACUGUGCAGAGCCAGCAGGGAUCUCCUAGAACUGCAGAGCCCCGAGGGCCCCAGUAAGCACUGCCCGCAGCGGGUGCACAAGCGCCGCUUCAGCUCUGACUACAUCAGCCCUGCGGAUCUGGGAGGGAUUCAGGCCCCACUGGAAGGGCCACAUUAUGGUCGGGAGGGGGACAGGCUCUCAGGCCCACCUGAGGUCGGUCUGUACCCCCCGGGGGCUCCUCCGGGACAUGGCCCAGGCUCCUUGGGAUCGGCAGACAGCACGUCUGAGAGUGUGGGCCAGUCUGGGGACGGCUCCGAGUCCCCCACCCAUUCCUCCCUUGGGCGUCACCUAAGACCCAGUUCUCCGGAGUCUGCCAACAGCACCCCUGAGAGCACCGGUCAGUCUGGGGACAGCUCGGAGUAUCCCUCAGAGUCAGAGGCUGCUUCAUCUGUGGGCGAGACCCCUCUGAGAAGGCCCCCGGCGGAAUCCUCCCCGAGCAGCUUUCUAGGCCUUUUGCCCCCAGAGGGACUGCCGCACACCCCAAGGGCUAAUGGCAGAGCGAGCUCUGGUGAUUGUUAUGAGGAGUUGCCUGGUAACUUCCUGAGAGCUGUCACCCAGACAGGGUCUGCAGCCUCUCAGGACCUGUCAGACCCUGACGCCCACAUGCCCCAGAGUCCUUCCCGCACUUCGGAGGGGGAAGAGUCCAACUCUUCUUUUCCAUGGGGGGGACCCCCGCCCUCAGACCAGAUCCCCAAGCCCAAGAAGGCGUCCGCCGCCCUGCUUCGUUCCCAGUCCAGCGGUUCCUUCUGCCCCUUCAGUCCCCCAAAGAGUAGCGCCCCAAAGAGGCCGAGCCAAGCCAGAACUCCCCGGCAAGGGAAAAGCGUGCCUGCCCACUCCUCCUCGUCCGAAGUCUCCAGGUAUGGCAGGGGCCAGCUGAACUACCCACUGCCUGACUUCUCCAAAGUGGAGCCCAAAGUGCGGUUCCCUAAAGACGAAGAGAGCUACCGUCCCCCCAAGGGCAGGAGCCCCUCCAGGCUGCUGCAGGGCUCCACGAGGCCCCUGGUCUUCAAGUCCCCCGCUGAGAUCGUGCGUGAGGUGCUGCUCAGCAGCGGGGACAGCUCCUCUCAGAAAACCUCUCUCCAUUCCUACCCACUGGCCAAAGUGCCCAAGGAAUUCAAGACCCCUCAGCAGGCAACCGAGCUGGUACAGCAGCUGCAGGAGGAUUACCACAAAUUGCUCACCAAAUAUGCAGAGGCUGAGAACACCAUUGACCAGCUGCGGCUUGGAGCUAAGGUAAACUUGUAUUCAGACCCGCCAAAGCCUAGUCAUAGUGUUCACAUGGGGACCCUACCCCAUGGGACCAAGGUCAUGUCCUUCACCAUUCCCCAGGCUAGGAUGGCCGAAUGGCAAUCAAUAACCAACACUGGAUCACAGGCCUUGCUGGACCCAGAACUGUCAGCAACUCAAGGUGACCUAAUUCCAUCCCCAGCUGCCGCAAACCCUGGCCCACUGACAGAUGGCACUAAUACCUCUAUGCUAGAGCCAUCCGUGGGAGAUCGUCUGACUCAAACACUGGCCACUGAGGUGGUCAAGUUCCUAGCACAGGUGGAAUCUUUUGAAGGACUGGUCCAAGAAGGAACGUUAGUGCCUCAGGAGCAGCUCAAGGGGCUAUGGAGGCUGAAGGAAGAACAGGAUGCUCUGGAGAAAGCCUUUCUCUGGGCACGAGGAGAGCACAGACGCAUGCAGCAGCUCCAGACAGCUGAGGUGUCGCCUGGCGAAUUUGAUCCUAACAGGGAAGUGGAAGGAGAGAUAUUUCGUUUGGGAAUGCGCCUCGAAGAGCUCAUGGAUGAGAUAGAUGACUUAAGACCUGAAGAACUCUCUCUAAGAGCCCCUUCAGGAGAAAAGUACCAUGACAGCUCAACAGCUUCACCUGUAUCAGACGCACCUACUCCAUCUCCUGCUCCAUCAGCUCAAGCCCCCAUGCCAACUGUCCGCACCCCCUACCCUGAGACGCCAGCUAUCCAGAAUGGCCACACUUUUCUGUGUGGAGUACAUUCAGAAGUGAGCCCUGCCAGUAGUGAGUUAGAUGAUGAGAGCCCAGGACUCCCACAGCCACUUCAGUACAAGCAGCUCCAAAUGGAGCAGGAUUUCCAGAGUCUUAUAACGCAAUACCACAAUAUCAAGUCCCUUCCUGAUGCCAUCAAGUUGGAAGGAGAUCAGGAAGAGAAGGAUUUCACCCAGGAAGUUGAUGGGUCAAUUGCUAGAAAUCCCAGUGCUUUUGAACCCAGCUCCAGGAGGACAGAAAAAGAGCAAGGGAAGCAUCCGAACCUUCUUGAGGAGUCUGUGGAGCAGAGGCAAUCAACCCCGCCCCUAGAGCAGCGGCCAUCAGCGAGGAACGACCGGCACUUGGGUGGGCUUCUUCAAGGUCCCAUUGCUCACCACCCCCCCACCCCCAAGCUCACCCCACCAGCCUCAGAGCAAAAGCAGCUGUCUUCUCACCCGAGCAGCAUCACCAGCUUGGCUGGCAGUGCCGUUUCGGGCUCUCUGCCACUUCAGAAGGCUUUCCAUUCAGCCAGUGCCCCUCAGCUGGAACAUCGGAUAGUAUCCCCAGAAACUGACAGCGGCUUUGUGGGAUCUGAAACCAGCAGGGUGUCUCCAUUAACUCAGACUCCAGAGCACCGACUUUCCCAUACCAGUAUGUCUUUUGGUACCAGUGACUCGAGGAGAUUACCCCAGUCAUCUACAGCAUGUCUACCCCCAGCUCCAUCCAGCCCCCGUCCAGGAAGGGACCAGCUGGUCUCCAGAGUGUCCUCUGGGCUUAGCACAUCAGAGACCCAGGCCCAGAGGGCCGGCCCAACACCCACCAGUCCCCCAAAGAAGUGGACAAGGAGCUUCCACCGCAAUCCGGGUCCAGGUACAAAGAUGGAUGACUUGGAUGGUGAGGACCAUGAUGGGGCCCAUAGCCAGUAUUCCCGUGGCAGAGAACACGGCCAGUCUCCUGCUCUCACCCCUUCUGAUGAAGCCCAUCAGGAGAAAGCACAAGACCCACUACGCAACCUCAUCUCCCGGGAAGUCAGAGACCAAGCCAUCCGGGCCCUACAGCAAGAAGUGACCCGACUCCGAGAGAGGAUAGAAGCCAGCUUGAACAACCCACCCCGGAGCAACUCAAGCCAUAACUUCCAACAAGCGACUAGGGCUCGGAGCCGGCUUGCAAAGGACCCCUUGGCUUCAGGGAGCUCUUCCCACCUCAGUAAAUCUGCAGAAAGAUAUCAAGGUGAUCGUGGUGAUGCAGCUCAAAACAAUAGCACAGUAAGGUUGCGAUUGAGAUCCUCCUCAGUGCCCCGAGAAGGGACUCAACCAAGCCAAACUUCUGAGUCAGAACAAUCUAUAUCCAGGAUCCAGGCCAAGGGGAGCAGAGCUGAAGAACAGAGCCCCAGAGAUAGAAUAAAAGGAGAAACCAGAGGGAAGCAAACACAAACAGUCUACUUCCGGGGCCACUACACAGGUCGUGAAUAUUCCGCCAAACCCUCCCAGAACUUCCAAGAAGAUGACAAAUCUCAACCCUGCCCUUGCUGUCAUGCAGUGAAGAAGAAAGUUCUUGAUGACUCUCCCAGCAAGGAUCCAGAGGAACAUUUUCCCCAUGAUAACGUCAAGAAGACCCAGAAUCCAAUAUGUCACAGACCCAGGAGUCCUACAGAGAGGGGCAGGGAGUCCUCAGGGACAGACAAAGGCACACGGAAAGGAGCACCCCUCAGUUCUGGCCCAGUUCGGAAAUCUGAGCAACGGGAGCAGCCGUCGUCUCCGCCAUCACUUCCUGGGGUGUGGUAUCUGGCAUCCCCCGUGGGGACAACCUUCGCUUACGUCCCACCAGUUCCUGUUGUGCCUUAUUCACCCUCAACAUUGUGGUUUUCUCCAGGAGCACCUACCUCCGCCUCCUCCCCCACACAUCAUACCAGUGGUAAAAAACCUGCUGAGGUGAGAGCCUGGUCUCAGAGCCGCCGAACUCCAGCCCCGAGCCACCGCUGCUUGUCCGAGCUGGACCUCGUAGAUCUGGAUGACCUCAGCCGGUCCUUGAGUCGUGCUGUGGAAGCAGCCAGAAGCGUGGAACUCACCACCAAACAAAUGAGCCGGUCUUUGUCUGCUGACCUGCACAGAGCUCGAGGUCUACGGGGAUCCUGCCUCUUUUGACAGGAAUUGACUUAACAUGAGGGAUAAAAGGGCAGGGAGUUUGAUUUCUCUUUCAUUGAGCAUGGUAGACUUUUUGCAAGAGCAAACGAUCUGGAAAUGCUGGGGGAAACCCUUCAUGUGGAUGCUAAAUUGGCAGCAGAUAAUAAGCUUAUUUUUUUAAACUUUUUUUAAACAAGAGAACAAUGUAUUUUUUCAGCUAUGGACAGAGCAGUCUGGGGCUUUCAGUCCAAAGUCCUCUACCAGCAGUAUGAUACUGAGAAUGAACAAAGCUCUGUACACAAAGAACUCUGGGAAUAGCAAUAGCCUUUCCUUCCACACCUGUACUUUCCUAUCUCCAGCUAAUGAGUUUUUUUUUUUUUUUUCAAGGCCAGGCUGCUUUGUCUCAGGUCCCCAGGAAUAGAAUGAGUCCUUCAAGAGUCAAGGAGAGAAGGGCUUGCAGUAUGUGUAUAUAUGGAAAAGGGAAGUGGUGGGAGGAUAAAGCCAUUGCUAACUCCUAGGGAGACAAAAGCUGUGAAAAAAAGGGGGGGCUCUUUACUGGCAGCUUCUGCACUAUUUUUAGAGUCUGAACAGAGGCCCCUGGGCUUUCAAUUUCUCUUUUGCUGGAAAUAAGGGCUUCCACAUCAAUAUGUUUGAAGCCAGUGAUUUUGAAUUUUUUUUUUCCUGCAAGAAUUCCUCCUGGUACUUCCUCCUAUAACUUCCUCCUUUCUGUGGAUUUAUUUGGCAUUUUAUUGAUUGGAGCUGAGACAGUUCCUAAUGCAUCUGUCUCUUGGGUACGGACUAUUGCACUGAGGGAUGCCAAAAUCCCCUGCAUUGAUGCUUACCUCAGCAUUCCUAGAAUGCACCGCAUAGAUGGCGUUUGUAUAUUUGGGGCAUUUUAAACCUUAUUUUAAUUCCAAAGGUUAAUGAAGAAAAAUGAACGCUGAUCCUUUUUUUUUUUUUU
Messenger RNA from Sarcophilus harrisii (Tasmanian devil), 5449 nucleotides. It is a transcript of the gene AKNA, whose product is annotated as AT-hook transcription factor. NCBI's taxonomy places the organism in Eukaryota, Metazoa, Chordata, Mammalia, Dasyuromorphia, Dasyuridae. Gene Ontology annotation, cellular component: centrosome. Gene Ontology annotation, biological process: neuroblast delamination; epithelial to mesenchymal transition; neuroblast division in subventricular zone. The record is from RefSeq and is a predicted model, not a curated record.